Molecule: messenger RNA, 2964 nt
Organism: Hymenoscyphus albidus
Lineage: Eukaryota; Fungi; Ascomycota; Leotiomycetes; Helotiales; Helotiaceae
Source: the annotation of a GenBank genome assembly
AUUCUACCAACAACCUCGACUCCGCGCCAAAACCCCGAAUUCAAAGCCAAUUCAAUCCUACACAUGGCCCUCGCUUUUCGAUAAAUACUACUCACCAACAGCAGAAUAUACACGCGACCAUCAUGUCGCAAGCAGAUCACUACGAAACAUUGGAGAAGAUUGGUAAGUGUUGUGUUGCACACCGUGCCAUGAAGGACUAGAGCAGGACUAAUAUGGAUGCGCCUGGUAGGACAUGGCUCCUUCGGUAUCAUCAGGAAGGUUCGCAGAAAGGCAGAUGGUCAGAUCCACUGCCGCAAGGAAAUCAGUUAUGUCAAGAUGUCGCAGAAGGAGAAGGAGCAGCUACACGCCGAGUUCCAAAUUCUCUCCUCCCUCCAUCACCCCAAUAUAGUCCGAUAUUAUCAACGAGAACACUUCAAGACGACCCAAGAUUUACACCUGUACAUGGAAUACUGCGGCAAUGGAGACUUGGGACGUGUCAUCAAAGAUUUACAACUCAAAAAGGCAUAUGCUGAGGAAGGGUUCGUGUGGAGCAUGUUCGCUCAAUUGCUUUCUGCCUUAUACAGAUGUCAUUAUGGCGUCAAUCCCCCAGAAGUUGGCGCGAAUGUCAUGGGUUUGGGAAACUCUGCGAAGCCGCAAAAGCCAGCCAGUGGAACUAUGAUUCUGCACCGGGAUCUCAAGCCCGAGAAUGGUAUGUCUUCUGCGCUCAUCCGCCGGCUGUACUUUUGGUUGCUAAUAGGGCACAGUAUUCCUCGGAGAGGACAACUCGGUUAAGCUUGGGGAUUUUGGUCUUUCGAAAAUCAUGCAAUCUCAUGAUUUCGCAUCCACAUACGUCGGCACUCCAUUUUAUAUGUCCCCGGAAAUUUGUGCAGCAGAACGAUACACACUCAAAUCGGACAUUUGGUCACUUGGUUGUAUCAUUUAUGAGCUUUGCGCUCGGGAGCCACCAUUCAACGCCAAGUCGCACUUCCAGUUGGUCCAAAAGAUCAAAGAGGGAAAAGUUUCACCACUACCAAAUAUGUAUUCUCCCGAAUUAAACAGUGUCAUCAAGGACUGCCUGAAGGUCAAUCCUGAAAGAAGGCCAGAUACUGCCACACUACUCAACCUUCCAAUUGUUAAGCUAAUGAGGAAGGAGAAGGAGGUGGUUGAUAUGGGAAGAUUGGCAAGAAACAAGGACGAACUUGCCACUCGAAAAUUAAAGGAGGUGGAAGAACAAUUACGCCAAUCAAAUAAUUUGCGCCAAGAAUUGAAUGAUUCUCUUCGAAGAGAAUGGGAGGUCAAGGCCCAACUGGAAAUCAGUCGUCAGGUUCAAAUGGAGAUUGAGAAGCUGCAAAAGAAGUUUGAUGAAGAAGUCAAAGCAAGGGUGGUACUAGAAUUGGAAAAGCGAUCAACUACACCAGAUUUACAGGCUGUACAAAAGGUUAAUAUGGAGCCAGAAGAGGUCCCUCUGCCAAGGUCUGAUUCAUCUUCAGACAAUUACCCAUCAUCGUCCUACGGCACCAGUGUGAGCAGUGACUUCACUUCAUCCACUGACUUGACAGAGAUGUCGGAUUCUCCAGAGACCGCAGUAAAUACAAAGAAAAACGCGAGGACGCCAUUUGGUCGCGCUCAAACCAUGUUUGCUGGUACUCCAAUGGAUGUCGAAAUGGGUGAGCCAUCGCCUAUAUCCAUCGCUUCUCUGUCACUAUCGCCCCGCCGGAAUGGAGCCACCAAAGCUCCCAAUACUGGUCGCAACAUAUUCGCAGCAGCUGCUGAAACUCGUAUGCAGCCAAUUAUGAUGAACUCGGAUGACUCUGAUGAUGAUGACUUGCCACCGGUGCCCUCACCUACCAGACAAAAGUCCGCCAAAAAUCCAUUCAAAUCCAAUGGCUCACGUCCUGUUUUAGUUUCUCAAAAAACAGCGCCAAUUCGCAAGGUUUCGCAUACCAACUUAUUUACUUCUGCGAAAACUAAUACAACGCCCAACGUAACAACAUUAUCGAGUGCUCCCGAUCUACGUCCACAAAGCAGUAGUAACAAAGAAAGAGGUCCAACUCCUACUCGCCGACUUUCAAAAAUACCGUCUUCGACAAACCUGCAAACUCAUGACAACCCACCAGGUUCUCCAACUCGAAAAAAUAGCUUGAAGAAGGCUGGAAAUCAAGUUGAUGAUCUCAACAAAAUCGCCACGAAGAACAACAUGAUCAAGGCUGGCAGUGGAGGACCUUUGGCACCAAAAGGACGAACACUGGUGGAGUUAGCCCAAGCAAGGGCUGGGGGGCGUCCCAUUGAUGGCAACCGAAGCCCAGAACCAAAAGGACGAGCUUUUGCGCAACGUAUGGCUGAUAAAGUCGCCGCCAAAGACCAAGAAGUGGCGGUGUGGGAUCCAGAAAGAGAGGAAAUGCCAAGUCCAUUUUUGUCGAGGACCAGACAGAUGGCGAUGAAGCGAUUUUCGUGAGGAGCUACUUUAUGAUCAAGGUCACGGACACAAGGCAGUAAGGCGAUCAACCACCAAAGCCAAGAAGGCGAUUAGAGAAUCAGGAAACUUGACAGAAAAAAAAAAGUACCAUUCGGCAUAAAGCAUCUCCUUUCACUCGCAUCCAAUACACAUAGCAAAAGGCUAUUCAUCUCUUUUUUCUUUUGUACAUACCUGCAUGGAUUGGCUUGGGAUUGGGGAUUUGGAUUCGAGCGUAUACCUACGCUCUUCCCUAUGAACGAACGGUUCACUUCUAUAGGCGUUGUCGGUGGAGGCCUCUGUUUUUUGAAUAAAACUCUCCAAAGAAGUAGCUUCGUUUACGUUCUAUGGAUGUUUUGUUUUAUUGGAGUCGGAAAUGCGUUUCUGGAGUGUGUGGAGUUAGUGAGGAGUCUUUGAAAUCAUUGAGGAUUUGGAGAAUGGUAGCAUAGAGAAAGGGAACGAGUGCUUAUGUGGUGUUAGGUUGUGUCCCUCCUUUUGACUGAAUUGAAGCAGCCUUCGUUAGUCUAAUGAAA